GAAGCAAAAACAAUUAGCGUACGGGCCGCAUUUGCCGUCCGCUGCUUGUUCGUCGUUGCUGCACCGGACGGACCGGUCCGUUGUGGUGGUUGUGAUUUGCUUAGCGCAGUGACGCCGUACUGGUGUCCUCAAUAGAAGAUAUGUGUCCGGAUGUCAUUUUGAUUGACGUUUCAGAGAUAACCCGCUUGGCGUCUAUGGCUGUCUCUAUUGAUGGAGAAGGUGGGACACGGCAGGGGCUGAUAACGCGGACAGGACGUAGGAGAAUGUGAGCGACAUCCUCUAACAGCUGCGCCAUCAGCAACAGUUGCGGCCGUGGUGCCGGUUGCAUUGGCUUUGUAGCCCAACAACUGGCCCGACCCGCCCACAGAGAACAACAGUCAGGCAGCCAGCCGCCUCUUUUUCUUCGGUCAGCUGACCAAGCGACGGGUGAGGAGUCAGACGAUGGUAGUCCAGUCGAAUACAGCCGAAACGGCUAGACCGUAGCGGCGGAUGUUGUUGUCUUUGUAUUUCGCGAUGUUACCGUGCCAUUGCAGGUAGAUGGAGACUACGAGGGAGAAAUCAAGACAAGAUUGCGAAAAACAAGCGGAACGAGGAUGUGACGGUGUAUCGGCCACCGGUAGCUUCGAGAUCACAAGAAAUGUGUGGGACAUCAACAGUAAGGCCACCGCCGCUGGCGGACGGCAAGGAGCCCAUAAUGAAAGAAAAAAAAAAAGAGAAAAGACGAAAUUCAGAGAAACGGAAAGAAAAAUCGAGGGACGCAGCCCGAUGUCGUCGCGGAAAAGAAUCCGAAAUCUUUAAUGAGAUGCUUUCCUAUCUUCCGCUAACGGACGAGGUUGCUAGUCAGCUAGAUAAAAUGUCAAUUUUAAGGUUGACAUUGAUAUCGCUACGACUUAAUAGGUUUCUAGGCGCUGCGGGUCGCAGAUCGUUGAACGGUGACGACCACUGGCUUCGGUUCGGCAAGAACGAAGACGCCUUGUGCGUGGACCCCGUAUUGGAUUUAAUGGGCGGAUUUUUAAUGAUUUUAAUGGAGGACGGUGAGAGCCUUGAGCCGAUUUUCGUAUCGGACGGCAUACAUACAGAGAUGGGUCUUCUGCCCGCAGAAUUGCUGGGUGUUUCCCUCGAAGGCUUUGUUCAUCCCUGCGACUAUCAGGAAUUGCGUGAUGCGUUAGCCGAUCUCAAGACGACUCCAAGCAGCGAGAAACAAUUGCAAUACAAGACGCUGCAAAUUCGAAUGAAGUGUACAAUUACCGCUAAAGGCCGUGUCGUGAAUAUUAAAAGCGCAGCGUAUAAGGUUGUCAAGUACCAGCUAAGACUUUUGAAGCGUGAAGAUGUGACGUACCUGACGGCCGUUUGUGAGCCAAUGGGCCCAUUCAUGGCCAAAUUAAGGCCAACGAAGAUAGCGUUCUUUAACUCCGAAGUAAAGAGCGGUGACGAUUUCAUUUCACAGCACGAUCUAAGAUUCGUGUUCAAGAACAUUGAAAGAUUACCGUUCUGUUUUGGCUACUCACAGAAUGAGCUCCGGGGACAAUCACUAUACAAUGUCAUUCACCCGCAAGAUAUGGCCACACUCGUUGACAACUUCAAGGAGCUGUUCAACAAGGGUUAUUGCGAUACCGGCUUCUAUCGUUUUCUGGCCAGUCGUGGUGGAUACUGUUGGGUUUCCACUAAGGCCCAACUUGUUCAGGACACGUACGGGAAGCCUCUGACAGUCCACUGUGUCCACAGCGUAUUGGGAGACAUCCACCAGCCUGGUGAGGUGCUCGCCUUGUUUCAAAAGGAGGCUUGUGAAAAUCACUGCCCUACCAGUAGUAACGAUGUCCAACAACAGCAGCAACAGGCUCUUUGUUCGGCAUCAGAAGAACUAACAGCAAAUCCCACAACGCAUACGCAAAUUGUGCUUGUGCCUUCUAUCGAAAGUCGACACGCAGUUUCUGCGACAGGUUCUACCAACUGUUACGUUCAGGUAUGCGGGCGGCACGAGAUCGGUUAUCCUUUGAAGGCAGCUCCGAUGUCUGUCGUUUUGCCACCACUGACCACCCAGCAUUCGCCGACCGUAACGUCACCACCAGCAACCUCAUUAGUACCGGCAACAGCGCACUCGGUACCAUCACAGCCGCAAGCGGUAGGGUUAUCCAUCGUCCACGCAAUUUGCCGCUGCGGCGGCGGCAACAGCAGCAACAGCAGCGGCAGCAGCAGCAAUAGCAGCGAUGGAAUAGUCGCCAGCAGCAGCAGCAGCAGCAGCAGCAGUGGCAGCGGUAGUCAUCACGUGCUUAUUUUUGCACCGUCUGGUCCCUGCCGGAGCGACGGUGGCUCCCUCUGCGGCAGGCCGGCGACCUGCUCCACGUCGCUGGCGCCCUCUGCCAUUGGCCGCCACAUCGGCGGAGGGCCCUCGCCCAUGGCGGGUGAAGGGACCCCGGCCAACUGCCCUCUCUCCGUGCAGAGUCUGUCAGCAGCGGCGACUUGUGCAGCCGCUGGCGACUUGUGCAGCGGCCAGGCAAGCCCCGUAGCAGUUAUAGGCCAAUCUAAAAAUAAUCAGUUGGAUAAUAAUAACAGUAGUGAACAACAGCAGCACCAACAGCAUCAGACUGAUUGUACAACAGCAGCAGCAGCAACCUCACAGCCAUCAGCACUAUCGUCGUCGUUGUCGUCGUCGCCGUCGCUGUCUCGGACGACGUUCCUCGCGCGACUAGUGGUGAACAACAGCGCUGCUGCUAGCAGCAGCGGCAACAGCAAUAGUGACCACAGCUACCAGCCACAGUCAGUGUUACUACAGCGGCAACAGCAACAGCGAGUGGCUGAGGGAAAACAAAUACAGCAGCAGGCUGCUCGCCAGGUGACGACUUCAGUGCUGCCGGCGACUUCAGCUCUAGUAGAGGCUUGCGAUUUAACUACUACUACCACUAGUGUAGUUGGUGCUAGCCGCGCUGGUCGACUGCCCCUACUGGCCGAGUCUCCGACACAACCAGUUAGAGGAACGAGCCCGUCCAAGGCCCACGACAAUACUAUCUCAGUAACAGAAGCUCAUCUAGACGCUGCUAGUUGUGAUGGUAGCAGUUGUACGCAGAGUCGUUUUUGCCCCAGUCUGCUCGUUGUAGCGGACGGAGGGCUCGCUAGAUUGCGAACCGUCGCGGAGCAGCAGCUGAACAGCAGCAGCAGCAGCGCCGCCAGCGCGGCCAAUACUCAAGCCACCGUAAACGACGACGACGACGACGACUGUGGCCAUCGACGACGACACGCCACUGGCACUGCCAUCAGCAGCAACAGCGGAACUGCAGGGGGCUGCAGUAGUAGUGAUAACAACAGCAGCGACGGCAAAAAUAAUCAUAAGGUUUCUGUGAUUUUGAACCAUUUCGAUCACGAGCAACGGCAGGCCGACGCGCAGCAGCAGCAGCAAAACCAAGAUCUUCUAUCGUCGUUUGUUACCAACACACGCCUGGCGACAAACGGUCGCAAACCACCUGCAGCCGCAUCGGCUCUCCACAGUGGCAGCAACCAUGGACUGACUGCGCAGGACUGUACUAACUUGGAGUUGUGUGCCCCAUUGUCACUGCCACCGUCGCUUGAGCAGGCUUCGCCACCCCCGCCAGCCCCCGAGUGUGAACCUGUCGACUCUGAGGCGGAUUGUGUGCCGGGUUUAGUGAGUUCCGUUGACGACGAAAGUAGUAGUUGUGCCAGUACCAGCCAUUCGAACACUACGACCACUGCUAAUACUGCCGUCGUUCAGGGCAAUAAUCAUUUCUCGUGUGCAGUCCUAUUCGACAACGGUGAUGCUGCCCCCGCUAAGUGCGAAUCUGUGAAUUCAGUAGCACACGCAUCAUCAUCAUCAGCAUCGUUGUCAUUGUUGUUAUCGUGCGUGCGACCAGAGGAUAGUUGCUUACCGAAUGUUGCCAACUGUUCAGCCUGUGACGAACGUGAACUUACAAGUCAGGUGCAGCCGCCAAAGGCCGGUGCAACGUCGUUCGAUCGAGCGCUGACCGGAAUUGACCGAUUUCUUAGCCAACAACAUCAGCAUCAUCAUUAUCACCGCCAUCAUCAACAACAACAAGAGCACGACCAACGGUUACAGGAACAGCCACAGCAGAAACAGGGCCAUCACGCAGCCAAGCAUCAGCGGCAUCAUUAUAAACAGCGGCAACAGCAGCAGUCACAGCGCUAUGAGGAACCAGACCUGAUUGCAGUGGUAAGGGGCGACGAUUGUGAUUGCGAAGACGAGGUAGAUAAGUGGACGAAGCUCUGGCCGAGCCUAUUGGCUCCGACAACGUCGUCUGUGCUGUUAUCGACAUCAUCAACAGCAGCGCGCGUUGCACCCACAGCGGUAAGAAAUAACCAGUCCAGCAGAGGCCUUGCUGAGUCAGCAGCAGCAGCAACAGCAGUAGAAACCGUUGAUCUCGGCACUGAAGCGCAACAAAUCGCAGCGAGUGCCGUAGAACCAAAUAACGAGGACUCGCAGGCAAUAUCCGUGAGCACCUCGACGUUGAGCGUAUUUGCUCCGCGCACCGAGGAGAUGUCACCCGGCUUCCUGCAGAUCAAAGGAGGCCAGGUGCUGACAUGCGAGGAGCCCGGUCUAGAUCUCACCCAUCUCGCGCCGACGGCUGGUGACAGCGCGAUGCCCCUCGAUGUUGAAUUCGAGAUCAAUGAGAUUCCCGAAAAUCUUUUCCCGAAUCUGCUUGACAGCGCGGGCUGCUCGCCCCUUUCGACUUCUCCUCCGUACGAUGAUCCUCUGCUGGGAUGCGGUGACCUACCACCGGCACUGCUCGAGGACCUAUCGGACAACCUACAGUUGGAAACAGACAAUCUGCUAUUGCCAACCGACUGGCCACUUUCCGACUCAAGUAGUUUGGACCACCCACUCAAUUCGAUAUGCAACGGUAGCAGCAGAUCAUCUCCGUCAACGGGAGGCUCAACGACAUCUAGCCAACGAGAUCACGCGACGAAGCUCCACGAAAGCAGUAGCUAUGGACGAAGCACAACGACAGGUUCAGCGUUUAGCAGGAGCAAUAAUAGUACAAGAGCAGCUGACGCAGUGAGCAGCUGUAGCAGCCAUUGUAGCAAUCCUGGUGCCGCAGGUCAGUUAAGUGCAAAGUCGGCAGCAUCCACACAGCCUUCUACUCAUUUACAAAUAUCAAGCAAACCGAUGCUUGCAGCCUUAUUGCAGAGCGACCUCGUGCCUUCCAGCGUGAGCCAGAAACAACGUGCCAUGGUCCAUGAUUGGGGUGGCACCACGCAGCCUCUUCCGGAAAGCCACACUUUGUCUUUACCUCAGUCGACAGCCACAGCGGCAACAAUAGUAACGACCCAUCACCCUCACCACCGACAGCAGCAGCUGAACACCGCAAGCUCAGUGUCAGCUCACCUCACUGCUGCGGUUCACCAUGUUGGCAAUAAUGGUAGCGGAAAUGCAAACAGUCAAGCUAGUCCGAAACGCGCUGCUCCCGUGAAGUUUGUCCCGCAAAAAGUGCAGUCACCCUUGACAAUCAACUCGCUAAAAAGACCGCUCUCAGUUAGUCAACGACACCAUCACUCGGCAUCCGACCAGUCACCACAUCGAACCGCAUCGUUUACCCCGCUCAAACGGCGAAAAACGCUGGACGAGUUACAGCCGAAACCGGUUGACAAGAGCGGCAGCGUCCUAAUGAAGUUGCUUGUCAACGGCGAGGACCUGCUCAAUGGCUACUCGUGUCGGGUAGUGCCUCGGCAGGGUGAACGAGACGACAGUAAAGAUAGCGGGGCCGCGCUCGGCUUAGGAGUAUUGGGCAAUGGCAAAACAGAGCUAAGAUCGGCGCAGGACUUCCUUUGCAGUCUGGCCAGUCAACUGGACCACGCGCCAGCGUCAGUGGGCUCCGAUGCAAGCGACUUUUGUCAUUUGCUUUCUGCCGACGACGAUAUACUGAUGGCUUUAGCUGCUGUCACGCAGGAAUGACCUACGGUCGGGAGGUUUAUGUCAGCCGCCGCCCGUGCGCGUCUGGUCAGAUGAGUGCGUGAGCAUCCACCUAUGCACGAUAUCAGGAAGGCUAGAUAAGAAAGAAGUGACGUAAGAACAAUUAGACGAAGACAUACCACUACUGUAAGGCUAAUAGAGCUACUAAGAUAACAAUAAAAAUCGAACCAUUCGUAACCAAGCGAGUAAUGCAAGUCCAGUAGUAGUUAAAAAUGACAAGGAAAAAACAACCGCAGCAACAAACUAGAAAAGAAACUUACACAUAUAUAUAUAUAUAUAUAUAUACAUAUAUAUAUAUAUAUAUACGUGUCUGUGUAAUGCUAUGGAAAAACCUGUCAGGAAAGAGAUGAUACUGGUGGAGUAAACAAGCAGCGAAUGAAUCCGUGAUAGUGCAACUGGAACAAAUAAGUGCUUAAAAUGAGCAGGAAUUGCCGAAGAAUGUAGCUAACUCUGCAGACGAAGAGACUGAUUCAUAAGCAAUUGAUUGUUGUGGAUGACGGAUGGAAAGAAGCUCUGUUCACUAGACGACAAACAACAGAGCGAUGGUGUUGCUGACGCGAAAUG
Varroa destructor (honeybee mite) is the source of this 6502-nucleotide messenger RNA. RefSeq lists its product as uncharacterized. The record is from RefSeq and is a predicted model, not a curated record. Gene Ontology annotation, molecular function: RNA polymerase II transcription regulatory region sequence-specific DNA binding; DNA-binding transcription factor activity, RNA polymerase II-specific; protein dimerization activity. NCBI's taxonomy places the organism in Eukaryota, Metazoa, Arthropoda, Arachnida, Mesostigmata, Varroidae. Gene Ontology annotation, biological process: regulation of transcription by RNA polymerase II; cellular response to hypoxia.